AUGAGUUACGUAGUGCUGCGCUAUCUCUUGUGCCUUCGGCUUCCCUUUUUUAAUCGAAACCUGCGUGGGUUAGCUUCUGAAGUGUUGGAGAGUGAAACGCCGGCCGACGUUGCACCGCAGCCGCUUCAGUCAAAGAAAGAGAUUAAGCCCCUCGUCAUCCCUGGUCUGACGUCCACAAAAACAGGAAAGAUUGAGACCUUUCAACCAAAGUUUUCCGAAAUUCAUGAACAACAGAUCGAGGACGAUGACUGGUCAACUGUAUGGCCCUGUGAAAAUUUCUUCAGUCCUUAUGUCUUCCCAGUUCCUAUCCGCCAAGGCCAUAGCAAGAACUUGGUGGAGAACAGUGGUUUGUCUCCAGCAAAAUAUGCGAACGCUGAACUCCUCAAAAUUCCUAAUUUUCUUCAUCUCACCCCACGCCAUAUUGAAAAGCACUGCAAGGCAUUGCAAAAAUUCACUACCAAGUGGCCUAGCGGUCUUCGCACUGAUGAAGAUGUGGAUCGUCAUUAUCCUGUGGAGAUAGUGACACAUUCUUUCACGAACAGUGCUCCAUCCAUUCGUGACAACCGAGCCAGACGGGUGACUAUUCGGGUUUCACUCAAGUGGCUAGGUCUGGAUGAGCGCAGUCGACUGAAACUUCUACGGUUGGCGAAAAGCUAUGGUUUUGAGCGUGGAAUGGCCCAAUUCUAUUCUGACGAGGAUGUCCUGGAAUUAACCUCAGAGAGGUGUCCAAUAUCACUUCAAAAUUACGAUUACCUCAUCUAUGUUUUCACUGUGCUCACUAUGGAAUCGAAGAAACACGAGCCCUGGGAAGAAGAAGAAACGGGUAGUUAUUUGGACUUCAAAUGGGAGCGCUCCAAACAACGUACUCGCAUUUCCAAGCUUCUCGGACUUCAAGACGAUCUCUCCAAAGUCGAUGAGGUGCCGGGCGUGAAAGCCUACCGUGCAGCAUUGGAGGCGAUCUUCCACACCCCAACAGAGGAGAAUACGGGUCCCUGGCAGCACCCCAAGAAGCAGCCAAAGCCUCGUCACUACCACUGGCCGGAAAUUAAAGAUGUGGCCUUUGAACCUGUGGUUGGCGCUGACGUUGAAGCCAAUCUGGAGGCCUAUGCAGCGGCUGUGAAACGGCUGUAUACGGAGAAGGUUUCUUAG
Molecule: messenger RNA, 1149 nt
Organism: Hydatigera taeniaeformis
Lineage: Eukaryota; Metazoa; Platyhelminthes; Cestoda; Cyclophyllidea; Taeniidae
Source: the annotation of a GenBank genome assembly